Messenger RNA from Penicillium crustosum, 567 nucleotides. RefSeq lists its product as uncharacterized. The transcript is spliced from 2 exons. The record is from RefSeq and is a predicted model, not a curated record. Bases 1 to 567 code for a protein of 188 amino acids. NCBI's taxonomy places the organism in Eukaryota, Fungi, Ascomycota, Eurotiomycetes, Eurotiales, Aspergillaceae.
AUGUCUGUCGAUGCGGCCGUCGUCAAGAACGAGGAUAAGUAUAUCCCCACAAUCGAUCUGCGGGACUACUUCGAUGCCUACUCGGAAGAAAAGCGAGCGAAGGUCAUUGAGCAAGUGCGGAAAGCAUGUCUGGAACAUGGAUUCUUUCAAGUUGAAGGCCAUGGUGUGCCGGUAGAGAGCCAGCGGCGAAUGUUCGCAGCCUGCAAGGCGCUCUUUGACCUCCCGUUAGAGAAAAAGAGGCGGAUUUCUCUGUAUAAAUACUCAUGGCGACGAGGCUAUGAGGGACCGGGCGAGCAGCAAGCCAACGACCCACACCAUGGUGACUUUGAGCGCGAUGCUAAAGAGGGUUUCUUUGUGGGAAAGGAACUCCCCCUGGACCAGGUGGACUUUGGCAAGGGACCGAACGUGUGGCCGCCCGAUCUCGCAGAGAACGAUUUCCACCGGCCGGUAAUGGAGUAUUAUGAACAUGCACGCAAGGUCGGGUUCAAAGUGAUGGAGCUUCUUGCUGUCAGCCUGGGACACCCGCCAUCCAUUUUGAAGGACUUUACCACAGACGCUGCAAUGUAA